UAUUUUUUCUAUGUUCUAUAGACAAAUUAACAAUCUUCACUUAAUUUAACAUCAGCUUGAAAGCAAAUGAAUACACAAUUUUUUAUUUUUUUUUUAUUGUAAAAAAAAUUCAGGCAUUAAGGGGUUAAGACUCUUAAAUUUCUACUUACACUCUACAAAAAUCUGCUUAUGUGCCUAGUGAAAUACUGAAAUUGGCUGGUGACCUUUUGUUGUAGUAUUUAUAAUUCUAUAAUACCAUGAGGAGCAAAGAGUUCAUGUUUCAUGUUGUACUGUUCCUUUAACUUUGUGACUGUUUCUUGUAGUUUUUUACCUAAAAUGCUGAAUCAUGUGGAUUGAUAUAUUUUCAUUUUAAUGUUUCUUUUGUAUAGUGUGAAAGUUUAUUAAUUAAGUUUAUUAAGUUUAAUUAUUAUCACAUCACAGGAACAUGUUUUAACAAUAUUGUAACUGCUGUUGUUAAACCACCAAAUCACAUGAAAGAAAAAAACAUGUACCCUGGAAUAUAAUUCUUAAAUCUUAUGCUCAAAUAUUGUCAGGAAGGGUGAUGUAUGGAGAAGGUUUGAGGACCCAAAUGCAGGACACGAAGGCUGAACAGGUACACUUCAAUGAUAUUUAUUUAACAACUAAGAGCGGGCACACUUACUGAGAGUGGCUGAGUCCAGUAAAUCCAAAAUAAUGAACAAUCCAAACAAGCAAGUUGAUCUAAAACUAAAUCCAAAAGGCAACAUCCGAAAAUCCACAAGCACAGACAGGUUAAGCAGGACACGACACGACAGGGCAUAAAACACAGCACAAGACAGAGCAUGACAAGCAACAAAGACCAGACAGACUGGGGGAACAGACAAGAUCACACACACGUCUGCCAUGUAUGCAUGCAGUGGAGAAUUAUAUUCACAGUCGGAUUUAGCAGUGAGGAAAUACUCAUGAGUUUAGCCCACAAUCACUAUAUUACCAUCCACCUUAGAGACUUUGCUGUGAAUUGGGAGUAUUUAGAGGAAAACACCAGAGUGAUUGGGAUUUUUUGUGAUUUUAAUUUCAGGGAAUUUCCAAGUUUUGUUCUUGUAAAUCUUCACUUUUCAUCUAGGAAAUUUUUUCUCGGUUUCGGCCUAUUAACCCCCUCCCUGGCUCAGUAGGACUACUUUCUGGACACGUAAAAUAGUCAAUCUAAAUGUGGGAAAACACUUAGGAUAAUUCAAUUAUAGCCCACAGAUGGGCUACAUCUCCGAAACUGUCCCGUUAAUUAAUUAAGAUCUCCUCCCUAAAAUCACUGAGGCUGCAGGGCUCGCUGUAUGAACAUAAUGCUGUUGUGUUAAUAAUAACUUAAUUCCAGCUGCAACCGCACUGGAACAAAUCAGGAUGAAAUCUAAAAAUAUUUUAUCAAGUGGUAUGUAUUAUCAAGUGAUUACAGAGUACAGAUGUGGUGUGUAGUCCACACAUAGGCUACAGGGUAACCUCGAGUUAAUCACGAACAUAACCUGCUCAGAGCAGUUUAGAGAUGCAGCGUAAAUUGCCAUGGCAAGGGACCCCGGGUAACACCUGUCCACUUUUCAUAGUACGGGUUAAUCGCGAAGUUACACCCAACGUCACAAAGUUACUCCUGAAGUUACCUGGAUAAGCCAGUUACCUCGCUUCGUAGUAGCCUACAGGCCAGUGGUCCUGUUGUUGUUGUUGUUGUUGUUGUUUUUAUAGCCAAUACAGUGGUAGAAAUACAAACAUUAAACCUUAAGUCUGCAUCAAUUGAUUUUUGUUUGGACAAAAAGCUGUAAACACAAAACUGACAAAUAAUCAUCAUAUAAAGUUGAUAUGCCUAAUGUGUUAGCAUUUCGGUUCACCUGACCAAUUUAAGUUCAAUAUUCACUCUCUUUUUACUUCUGUUUUGCUGUCCUCCAACUCCUGAGAAACUUUUAUACUACUUUAUAUGGCUCUUUAGCUGCUAUUGCUCCACUCUAUUUACCAGCUAGUUGCUAACUUUGUCUGUUGUCUGCUAUUUGGUGCUUGGCAGAUGUAUAGUGGUGUCUUUGUAGCUGUUAUGCUAAAAACUGCUGCCUGCUGUGUCUGGAAAAGAUGCUGAGAAGAUGAAAUCGGAUCAAAUGACAAAGUUGUGGGCCUGACAAUGAGUUAUACAACUGACAUGCAAGUUAUACAACAACAUUAUAUCAGCCCAAAGAGCAGCCCUCCCUACAGGGAACAUUUGGAAGCAAAUUUCACAAUUUGGUUGCUGUUGUAUUUCAAGCAAGUUAGCAGUUCAGGGAUUUCAAUAUCCAAACCAUUGCUGAUACCUGUUCUUACAUAUGUUACACGAGGGUGUUUAAAAGUCUUGAUUGGUGCCCUGGGAAUUGGCAACAGUGAUUGUAUUAUAUAAGGGGUGAGGCAAUCUAAAUGGUUAAGACAUUAAGAUUAGCUGAGCACCGUCUAGCAUUUGGAAGGAGAUAAUGUCUGGCUGCAGAAUUCUGAGCUGCAGUAUUGUCUGGAUCAGGGUCUUAUGGGGUCAUGCGUUGAAGCUGAAUUAAAGGAUGAAAAGUUGUCAAUGACAUAUUAUUCACACGGACACUUUCCUUGUUACACUAUUCACCAAAUAAUAAAAUAAUAUCAUUUUUGAUUAUGAAAAAUACAAAACACUAAGCACAUAAGUCAAUAGUAUAAAAAAUAGCAAGGCAAGAGGAAGGAGAGUCAGCAAAUAAUUCAGUGUUCAAUCCAGAUAAAGACUUUCCAAUCAACCUUUUGUUCCUAUACCCAGUGUGUGUGUGCGUUUUUUUUUUUUUCUUUUACCCAAUUCUGAUCCUGCAUGUGUUUUAAGAAGGCUUUGCCACGUGUCCACAAACUGUGUAAUCAAGUCACCGGUGGAGCGACCCAGACAUGACCCCUAAAGCUAUCAACCUUACCAAAAUACACCACUAUAAGCUUUAGUAAUAGACCAGGGAGAGAAAGUGAGAGGGAGGAGCGAGAGAGUUUCCGAUCAGGCUUUCGCGUCAAUCAGUCCACCCUGAACACGUGUUUCACCUGUUCCUCGAUGCAGUUUUGUAUCUGAAAGAAAAGCUGAGGUGUUUUUAGUAUAAUAACAAUAACAUAUGGUGAAUUCGGGAAACAAUGCAUACUGUAAUUCAAGCCUAAAGAAGACUACUGCCUAAUUGUAGCAAUAGUAAAUUGUGUCAAGUACAUUAAGCCCCUUGGACAAAGACAAAGUAACUGCAAAAGAGAAAAAAAAAUGCAAUAGCCCAAUCAUGCAUUGUGUAUGUGUGGGGAAAAGAGAAAAAACUGGACAGACUUCAUUCACCAAUUUUUAUUUUGUCUUUCAUUGUCUGCUGGCUGAAGCACCACAGAUAAUGCGAUUAAAGGUUUAUUGGGGACAAAAGCCUCUUAUGUUGUUGUCCAAAAAACCCAACAAUGAUAGUAUUCCCUCCUACAAAAAUCACAAUCUCUCUACACAGACAAAUGUACUAACACAGACUGGUGAAAGAGAAGACAAAGUAGUUCUCUUUCCAUCAGUGUUGAUGAAGAUAUUUGCGAUGGCGCAAGACAAACCACCACUGCUACUGAUGCUUCUUCUAUCUACUCUGUCUUUCAACUCAUCAUUCCAGCCCGCUCUGGUGUUAGAAAUGGCCAAGAUUCUUUUGGAAAACUACUGCUUCCCUGAGAACCUGGUUGGGAUGCAGGAGGCCAUCCAGCAAGCAAUCAAAAGUGGAGAAAUCCUGCAGAUUUCAGACAGGAAGACCCUGGCAACUGUUCUCACAGUCGGAGUACAAGGGGCACUGAACGAUCCGCGGUUGACUGUGUCAUAUGAGCCCAAUUUUGUCCCAGUGAUGCCACCGACGCUGCCGUCUCUUCCCAUAGAGCAGUUGAUAUGGCUGGUGAGAAACUCUGUCAAGCUGGAUAUCCUGGACAACAACGUUGGACAUUUGCGGAUAGAUCGGAUCAUUGGGGAGGAGACGGCUACAAAGCUUGGGUCUGUGCUGCAGGACAACAUCUGGGACAAAGUUGCUCAGACUUCCUCAUUGAUCCUUGACCUGAGGUAUAGCACAGGUGGAGAAUUGUCUGGAGUUCCCUUUAUAAUUUCCUAUUUCUCUGAUUCUGAGCCCCUCAUUCACAUUGACACGGUUUAUGACAGGCCCUCAAAUACAACCAGGGAACUGUGGACCAUGCCAGUAGUAGGGGGAAAGUAUGGAAAGAAGAAAGACAUGAUUAUUUUAACCAGUAAGCGUACAGUGGGGGCUGCUGAGGCAGUGGCAUAUACAUUAAAAAACCUGAAGAGGGCCAUCACAGUUGGAGAAACGACUGCUGGUGGGUCAGUAAAAGUCCAAAAGAUUAGGAUCCCUCAGUCAGAGUUCUACAUAACAGUUCCUGUGGCAAGAUCAGUCAGCCCAAUCACAGGCCAAAGCUGGGAAGUGAGUGGCGUUUCCCCAACAGUCAACGUCAUUGCUAAGGAAGCUGUCGCAAAAGCCAAGUCCCUUCUGGCUAUAAGGAGUGCCGUUCCAAAAAUUGUGAAAAGAAUCUCUGACAUAAUCGGGAGGUUUUAUGCUUUCACCGACCGAGCUCCAGCGCUUCUUCAACAGCUGCAAUCCACAGACUUAUUCUCUGUCGUAUCUGAGGAGGACCUAGCAUUCAGACUCAACCACGACCUCCAGACUGUGUCUGAAGAUCCACGUUUGAUCAUCAAAUACAUACAAGACAGUGCUGCCAUAGGAGAGGAGGACUCUGAGCUUUACAACGUUCCAGAAGAUAUAACAUUUUUAAGCGCACUUGUUGAUACAACGUUUAAAGUGGAAAUUCUUCCACACAAUACUGGCUAUCUCCGCUUUGACAAGUUUGUCAAGUCAUCUGCAGGGGCUAAACUAGAAGAGUUUUUGGCUAAAAAGGUAUGGGAGCCCCUCAAAGACACUAAUAACCUGAUUAUUGAUCUACGCUAUAACACUGGUGGAUCCUCUACCUCUCUAGCCCUUAUACUGUCCUAUCUUAAGGACACUUCCCAGAAGCAUCACUUUUUCACAAUAUAUGACAGAAUUCAGAACACAACAACAGAAUAUGAUUCUCUGUCUCAAAUUACAGGCCCGACCUAUGGCUCCAAACGUGGGGUUUAUGUAUUGACAAGCUACUAUACAGCAAGUGUCGGCGAAGAGUUUGCUUACCUGAUACAGUCACUACAUUACGGCACAGUCAUUGGGGAAAUUACAUCUGGUACCCUGAAUCACUCAAAGACGUUUCGAAUACAGGGGACAAAUAUUGCCAUCACCGUCCCUUUCAUAAACUUUUUAGACAACAAUGGUGAAUGCUGGCUGGGAGGUGGUGUGGUCCCCGAUGCCAUUGUGCUAGCCGAGGAAGCUCUGGAGCAUGUUCAUGAGAUUGCAGAUUUUCACCAAGGGCUCAGGUCCCUCAUAGAUAGAACUGGGGAAUUGUUAGAAAAACACUAUGCCAUUCAUGAAGUCGCUCUAGAGGUCAGCAAGGUACUGUUGAGCAAAUGGGCUGAGGGUUUGUACCGGUCAGUGGUUGACUUUGAAUCUUUGGCAUCUCAGUUGACGGCAGACCUCCAAGAGACUUCAGGUGAUCACCGCCUCCAUGUCUUCCACUGCGAUAUUGAGCCUGAGUCGCUUCAUGACGUUCCAAAGAUCCCUACAGCUGAAGAAGUGGGCUACAUGAUUGACGCUUUGUUUAAAAUUGAGCUUCUGCCAGGUAAUGUUGGCUAUCUAAGGUUUGACAUGUUGGCAGAUGUAGAGGUGGUAAAAGCCAUUGGUUCUCAGCUGAUAGAAUUAGUGUGGAGCAAAAUAGUAAACACAGAUUCCCUAAUAAUUGACAUGAGGUACAACACAGGUGGCUAUUCAACAGCAAUUCCCCUCUUGUGCACCUAUUUCUUUGACGCCGAACCUUUACGGCAUCUCUACACUGUCUUCGACCGCACCACAACAACCAUGACAGAGGUCAUGACAUUGCCUCAGGUCAGGGGUCAAAGGUAUGGGUCCUCUAAGGACGUCUAUAUCCUUACCAGUCAUAUGACGGGGUCAGCUGCCGAAGUUUUCACCCGCACUAUGAGGGACCUGAAUAGGGCCACAAUCAUUGGGGAGCCAACGAUUGGAGGGUCUCUAUCAAGUGGAACCUAUCAGAUCGGGCACAGUGUCCUGUACGCUUCCAUUCCUAACCAGGUUGUGUUGAGUGCGAUCACUGGGAAAUUGUGGAGCGUUUCAGGGGUUGAGCCUCAUGUUAUUGCCCAGGCAAAUGACGCUCUUCCUGUAGCACAGAGAAUCAUAGCAGGAAGGCUGCUGAAGAGAGAGAAAUCUUAAUUUGUGUUGUGUUUAGCCACAACUUUAGUGUCCAGGUUUUAUUUGUGGCAUGUGGCCUCGUAGUCAGUGAACCAGUCAUGCGGUCCACUGACCACAGCUACAGCAUACAAAACAUCCUCUAAUGAAAUGUAAUAAAUUAAUAAAUGAUGAAUGAAUUGCUAAUGUUGUUGACAAUAUUCCUUCAUUUAAGGCAGUAAUGUACGGUUUCAGAUGUCUUUUCACAAGACAGUGGAAGAAAAUAAUCCUUGUAAUUUUUUUAACAUAGGUAGCUUUAAUACAACAUGUUGGUCUUCCAUAACCUGUAUCUGUGUGACAUUUACAUUAUCUUCUACAAUCCCAGACCAGCCAGCUGUCUCCUCUAUGAAACUGAGUUUUACAUUUAAGAUUCAUCCAGAGAGACUUGUGCUAAAUGAGUGUGGAUUCAAUGCACAGUAUAUCGCAUUACAAGAGGGAACUUAUUAGCUAUAGAUAGGAUCAAACCUCAAAUCUACUAUCUGGCAUUAAAAACAUUAAAGAGAAUGCAAUGUCUGGGUGUUGACAUUACAAUAGCCAGUGUAAACAGUGAUCUGAAAUAUUGGGAAUAAAACAACUUCACAUUAAUAAUAAUAAUGCACCAAACAUCAGUGUUUGUCAAAUUACUUCAUAAAUAACAUUGCACUCUUUUUGAUGAUGACCUCAUACCUCCACAACUCAACUGCAUAUUUUUAUUUAUGUCAUGUAAAGUAACAUUUUUCUCUUCUGUUUAAUAUUUUCUGUUAUUUCCUUUGAUUACAUUGUGAAUGCCACAUGUUGUUAGGUAAAUAUAGUUGAUCCAAAAUAAUCCACGAAAAAUAAUUUAAUGUAUGUUGAUGUAUUUCAUUAUGUUGGAUAAUUUGUAAUGUCUGCAAAAUUUUUUGAUUGUUUGCUUAUUUUUUUCCCACUGUGUUUUUUCAAUAUGCUGUAAUGAUAUUUCAGCUUUUCUGUACCUAAAGUACAAAACUACCAGCAGAGGGGGCAAGUACAAAACAAACCGAAACUGAUUCUCCAUUCAACACUGCUUCAGAAAGGAGACAACCACAACCAGCUGAACAACUG
Messenger RNA from Micropterus salmoides (largemouth bass), 7340 nucleotides. Its product is annotated as retinol-binding protein 3-like. Gene Ontology annotation, biological process: proteolysis. Gene Ontology annotation, molecular function: serine-type peptidase activity. The record is from RefSeq and is a predicted model, not a curated record. The transcript has a single exon. Lineage: Eukaryota; Metazoa; Chordata; Actinopteri; Centrarchiformes; Centrarchidae. Bases 3219 to 6266 code for a protein of 1015 amino acids.